UAGCAUUGUCUCUGAUGGACAUUUCAUGCAACUCUGAAUAUAAUCAACUUGAAUAUCAAAUGAUGACGAACUUUCCUACACCCGAAGAGCUCAAUGAUAUUCUCUCUUUACCAUCUCUACAAACCAUGGAGCCCCAACUCUACAGCCAUCAGUCUCCAGUAGUAACCACGUUGAACGCAGAAGCUGCGAAACAACUCAAACAUAGAAGCUACGUGAAUACUACUACGAACCAAUGCUCAAGCGGGUUUGGUGAAUAUGGGGCUAUGGGAAACUUGCAGCCCAAGAAAGAGCAUACUCUAUUGGCUCAGAGGAACGUGUCACGUGGGGUUUCACAAGCAAGAGACCACAUAAUGGCUGAACGAAGACGCCGAGAGAAGCUGAGUCUACGCUUCAUUGCUUUAUCUACCAUCGUCCCUGGACUCAAGAAGACGGACAAGGCAUCAGUGCUUGGGGGCACAAUAAAGUACCUGAAACAUUUGCAAGAUAGAGUUAGGUUUCUUGAGGAGCAAGCCAGUCAGAGAACCAUUGAGUCAGUAGUGUAUUUGAACAAGUCGAGGCUCUCGGUUGCGGAUACAGAGCUAGAAUGUAUUGCGUUGCCCGAGAUCGAAGCUAGAUCGUCUGGUAUAAAUGUUCUGAUAAGAGUUCACUGUGAAAGAAGGAAGGGGGUUGUUGAGAUCACUAUGGCUGAAAUUGAAAAGCUUAAACUGACCGUGAUAAACAGCAGUGUCAUCACUUUUGGAUCCAGUUCCCUUCAUCUCACCAUUAUUUCUCAGAUGGGCGAGGGAUUCAAUAUCACAACAAAGGAUGUUGCCACGAGCAUCAAAUCAAGCCUCGAAGCUUUUAUGAAUGCCAAUCUCGUCUGAGGAAAUAAUAUAAUUACAAUAAAAUUAUAUAAAAGCAUAUAUAACUAAGAUCUUACAAAUUGGAAGCUCCGGUAUAUUUUCACCACUAUAAGACCUUUUUCUCCCAAACUCUUUUAUCUUCUCGCAGUUCGAUUUUUUGGAGGGGUUUAUUCUUUUUUCCCUUUCCCUUUUAAGACUUCAAAACACAAAUGAGAAGAAGAAUGCCUAUUUUUGCAUGGGGUCUAAUAGAAAAAGGCACCAUGUGUUUCCAAACUAUGAGUUUUCUUUCUUUUUCUUA
Brassica oleracea var. oleracea is the source of this 1140-nucleotide messenger RNA. RefSeq names its product transcription factor bHLH25-like. Bases 15 to 863 code for a protein of 282 amino acids. NCBI's taxonomy places the organism in Eukaryota, Viridiplantae, Streptophyta, Magnoliopsida, Brassicales, Brassicaceae. Gene Ontology annotation, molecular function: protein dimerization activity. The record is from RefSeq and is a predicted model, not a curated record. The transcript is spliced from 4 exons.